UCAGAAAAGUGUGGGAGUUGCAAAUGUUGUUUUCUGCAAAUUCCCUGUUGAAAGUAGGCAUAGUUAUCACCGAAGGUGUUGUCUUUUUUGUGGAUUCAGUCGAUUCUCUUGCUGAGAGUUCUCUGCCAACUUAUGAUGAGCAAAUCAAAGGAAGCCGAAGCUUCAGCUGCUGUGCUUGGUUAUCUGAACCGACAGAACAGGCCUUACAGUGCUAAUGACAUCUUCAAUAAUCUUCAUAAAGAAUUUGGCAAAACUGCUGUUGAAAAAUGUCUCGAGUCUAUGGCGGACGAUGGCAAAAUCAAGAGGAAGUUGAACGGGAAGCAGAAAGUGUAUGCUGCCGAUCAGACACAAUUUCCAUCAGCUGAUGAGGCUGAACUGCACGCGAUGGAUGAGGAGAUAAGUCAACUCCAGCAACAAGUGAAGAGUGCCACAGAUGAGUACAGGAAACUAGACAAAGAACUUCAUCUGUUCAACAGUGCAAUAUCAACAGAAGAUGCCCAACAGCAAUUAGAGGAGGUCACUAAGGUCAUAGCAGCCAAGAAGACCAAGUUGAAGGAUAUAAAAUCUGCCGGCAAUGUUAUCUCUCCAAAGGAGAAGGAACAGAUCACUAAAUUUUGGGAGAAAAAUGUAAAAGAGUGGAGAAAACGAAAGCGUAUGACUAAUGACAUCUUAAAUGCUGUCCUGGAAGGCUACCCCAAGAAGAAGAAAGAUCUGUAUGAGGACAUCGGGAUAGAGACUGAUGAGGACUGUAAAGUAACACCGCCUGAGCUCUAAUACAGAGAGAGACACUGUAAUCUCUUUCAGUUGUUAAAAGGACUAUGUCAGAUUCAGUCGGAGUCGACGUAACGUUUGUGCUACUGUGUAAAUACUGUGCCACAGUGCCUGCAGUAAACUACCAAGAACUAUGCUCAAACUGUCUUGCUGCAAAGCAAAACAUCAUCAUCUUAUAAAAAGAAAACCAGCAUCUUUAAACUGGUGAAGCUUUAGGAUUUUGGUUCUCUCUCUCUCUGUAAGGACCUUUCAUUGAAAACAAUUUGCUUGGACGCUUGGAGUGACAGGGUGGUAGUUGAAGUAUUUUCUGCUUGCUGUCAAGAACGGAGGCAGGGUUGCGUGUCGAGGUGUUCAUUUGGUAUCUCAGCCUGAUUAAUAACAUCCUUUUCAUCAGAAAGUCGGACGCUAGCAUUUUGGCAAUUGUGUUUUGUAUGGCAUGUCUCGUAAUCAAUUUAGCAACAUCCGUUGAAGAAUCGUUUAUUUGAUUAUGUUUUAAAGCAGUCCAUAUCGG
Lineus longissimus is the source of this 1282-nucleotide messenger RNA. RefSeq names its product homologous-pairing protein 2 homolog. The record is from RefSeq and is a predicted model, not a curated record. Gene Ontology annotation, molecular function: recombinase activator activity; double-stranded DNA binding. Lineage: Eukaryota; Metazoa; Nemertea; Pilidiophora; Heteronemertea; Lineidae. Bases 133 to 774 code for a protein of 213 amino acids. Gene Ontology annotation, biological process: homologous chromosome pairing at meiosis; meiotic strand invasion involved in reciprocal meiotic recombination; meiotic joint molecule formation. The transcript has 8 exons. Gene Ontology annotation, cellular component: condensed nuclear chromosome; DNA recombinase auxiliary factor complex.